Messenger RNA from Phaedon cochleariae (mustard beetle), 794 nucleotides. NCBI's taxonomy places the organism in Eukaryota, Metazoa, Arthropoda, Insecta, Coleoptera, Chrysomelidae. The record is from the annotation of a GenBank genome assembly.
UAAGUGUACGAAUGUGCUACACUUUUCGUACAAAAGAAAGGGCCUAAAAUUGUAAAUAUUUGUUUUUUGUAAAUUUUUUGGAAAAGGGGAAAAAGGAAGGCCUUUUAACAACAUAUCCAUCAUGUUCCAGAACAAAGAAAUCAUGGAAUUGUGUGAAAUGUUAGCUGAACAUGAGAACUUGAAAGUUUCAAUCAAAGAAGCAACCAAAGGUGCAUUCUGCGUUGGUUUUGGAGCAUUUGCAGGAGCAUUAUUAGCUGGACCAGUAGGAUUAGCCGUAGGAGGAACCAUUGCAUCUGUAACUACUGCUUGGAGGUCCAGAUACUCAUACAGAUCUGUAGUAGAUGUACUAAGAAAUGAUUUAACUCCUGAACAAAAAAGGAAACUUGUAGACAGUGUUCAGAAUCUGAUAUCCAAAAUCAAACCUGAAGAUUGUCUGAAACUUCUGACCCUUGUUUUAACAAAUGCCUCCUUGAAAGAAGCUGUGCUGACAGAGAUAGGCUGUUUCUUAUUGAAAGAAAUGAGAUUACAAAUGAUUAGAUAAAUUAUAUAUUAGGUACUCAUGAAGGGUACUGAAACUACUUUAAUCAAAAUGGUGCUCAUACUCAAAUUAACUUGCUAAGGAAUAUUUCAUAAAACAUCAAUUUUAAUUUUACUCUUUUAUAUUAAUCUAAUUGGGGAUAAGACUGGUAGGAGUGGGGGGCAGUUACACAUCAGUUAUCACUUAUCAGGCUACACUGGGCCUUUUUGCCAGGCACCUAUACAGCUUUGUUCCAAGGGGAGGGGGGUAAUUUGUG